Cavenderia fasciculata is the source of this 4905-nucleotide messenger RNA. RefSeq lists its product as uncharacterized. Lineage: Eukaryota; Evosea; Eumycetozoa; Acytosteliales; Cavenderiaceae. Bases 1 to 4905 code for a protein of 1634 amino acids. The transcript has 6 exons. The record is from RefSeq and is a predicted model, not a curated record.
AUGACGAGUCUAUUAAAUUUAUCAAAUACAAUAAUAUCACAAAUCAUAUCAGAGAUUGAAGAUAAUGGAGAUAUAAUAUGUUUAUUGUUAACUUGUAAAGGAAUAUAUCAAAAUGAUAGUAUUAAAAGAUCGAUUCAGUUUAAAGGAAUAGAAGCUAUCGAUACUAUCAAUAGAUGUGUAUCAGAGCCGUUUACAGCAACAGCUACCCGAUACAACCUCAAAUCAUUUCAAGAUAUAUUGGAGAAUAGUAUAUCGAAUCAUCAGGUGAUGAUACUAAAAGAGAAAAAAAAAAGGUAUCAUUCAUAUAACGCACCCACAAUCAUAGACUAUCCUCAAUGGAUACAACAACGUAUCAGUCUGACUGAUAGAGAUGAUGAUAAAAGUGGUGGUAUUAUAACUGCUUUGGUGAAUGAUCCCAAACAAUCACCAUCUCUAGAGCCACUCUCGGUGGACAUGCCAUCUCUAGAGACACUAUUCAUCAAUCAAAAACGAGGUAAAAUGGAUCUCGGCUCCAUCUCAUCAUUACUACCUUGUCUUCAACGACUUGCGGUCAGCGCAGACAAGGUUAAAUUUGGUCAUAAUACAUCACUCAAAUCUCUGUUGUUGGAAUGUGACCAAAACUCCUCUCUAACAAAGUUUGGUCUUUCCAAUUUGGUGUCGUUGACCGAGUUGACUAUCGAACCUUCUUAUGUGUGUGGAUUGGUACCGGGUCUCUUGCCAAGUAGUCUGACAUCAGUCACUAUUGGACUGUUCGAGGUACCUCCAAGAGACACAUUCCUUUCAUUGACGUCGUUGGUGUAUCUCAGUCUUCAGUUGGUGGCAGAAGACGAUACCAAGAAAGAAGAGGAGCCAUGUAUCGAUCUUGAAGAUUUACAUACACUCAAGACACUCAAGUUCAAGUUAUUUGAUGAUACUCAAGAUAAAAAGUACAUCUUGGAGCUUAGUGUACCUCCAUCACUGACGACACUUGACUUUAAUUCUAAAAGUGCAUACAUCUCAACUAGAUCUACCCUACCAAAGUUGGAGAAGCUGUCAAUCAAUCAAGUACAAUUAUUCGAUGCCCGAGUCAACAGUCUAUUGGUAUCACCGUCUCUCAAGAAAUUGGUUAUCUACAAUUGCAAUGAAAUCAUGCCAGCUCAUAUCAUUCCAUCAACUCUCGAAAAACUUACCAUCUUUAAACUCGUUUAUAAAGAUAUACUUGGACAAGUUGUAUUCCCACCAUCACUCACUCAUCUAUCCGUCUUGGGAUUGUAUUGUGAGGAGUUAACCCAACCACUCCCAGAAUCAAUCAUCAAACUAAAGUUGUUGGUCAAUACUAGAGGUGCACCCAAAUCACCACUCCCUCAACACUUGAAAAAGCUGGUUUGGGUACAACCAGAAGACACCAAAAUCAAUGGUGCCUCUGUAAAGUUUCCAUCCUCCUAUCCACCAACACUUGAAACACUUGAUCUCAGCGACAUCCAAGGUGAAUUUACCAUUGACAAUAUGCCACCGUCCACCAAGCAUCUCGCCGUCGACCUUCCACCACUCACAGGGUAUGAGGAUGAAAAACACACAAAACCAGUUUACUACUAUUCAAUCUCCUCUCUAUUCCCAAAAUCCAUCCUCGAUCAACAACAAUGGCUGUCACCCAAUACCACCCAUCUAACUUGCCAGUUAAACAGUGAUGAUAGACGUCAUAAUAGUCGAGUAGAAUUGAGUUUGUAUGACAUCAUCCUCUAUACCAAUAUUAGAUAUUUAACUGUCAUUGUCUUUAUGUCAAGAGAGCAAUUACACUCGAGUCUUCUCAAACAAUCCAUUCAAGUUGGCGAGAUUAUAGGAAUAGAACCUAUAGAUACUGAUUAUGGAGAGACAUCAAAACAGUUUAUAGUAACUGCUACUCGAUUCAACCUCAACUCUUUUAAAGAUAUAUUGGUGAAUAGUAUACUAUCUAAUCAUCAGGUGAUACUAGGCAACCAAGAUGAUCUUCCUCAAUGGAUACAACAACGAGUCAUCUAUCAAAAGAUAGUUGACAAGAGUAAGAGUGGGGACAUUAAAACUGCAUUGGUCGAGUAUACUUCUCCCCUGUCUCCAAUCUACUCGGCACCAUCAAUCGAGACACUAUUCAUUAACGAGUCAUAUGAUCAAUCGGUCGAUCUUGACAGUAUCUCACUCUUGCCUCGUCUCCAACGACUUGAAGUCCGUGCUGGUAGAUUCAAUAUUGGCAGACACACAUCACUCAAGUAUCUCAAACUAGAAGUUAAGACAGAAUCCGAUGAUGGCAUACCGUUCAUCAGCAAGUUUGGGCUCAAUGGCCUAGAAUCACUGACAGAGCUAAACAUGAGGUAUUGCUCUCAAAUGACUGGACUUGUACCAGGUCUAUUACCAAGCACCCUGACAUCACUCACUCUUAGUCUCAUGAAAGUACCUCCACGAAAUACAUUCAUUUCAUUGACAUCACUUGUGACCCUCGAUCUUGGCAUAUACACCCAAGAUGGCCUUGGAGAGGUGGAGGAAGAACAUGUACCACAUGAAGAUGAAUAUGGAGAGGUCCAAGAACAAAAACAAUAUGUGGAUCUCGAGUCUCUACAUACUCUCAAGACUCUCAAGUUCUACCUCUUUGACCAACCUCACCCCAAACUCGAAUUAUGUGUACCUCCAUCACUCACGACUCUUGACUUUUAUUGUAGAUCCAUUGUCCAAAUCCCAUCACGUUGUACUAUGCCAUCGUUGGAGAAAUUAUGCGUGCAACAAAUGGUAUUGAUUGAUGGAAAUAUUAAUCUGUUGCCAUGUACAUCACCAUCAACAUCUCUAAAGAAACUAGUUCUUUAUGAUUGCGAUCAACCUAUCAGGCCAGGCAAUACAUACAUCCCAUCAACUCUUGAAAAGUUAUCAAUCUAUAAUGAAAAUACAGAAUCAAUUCUUGGACAAGGUGUUAUUAGAUCAAAUAAUCAAUCACACCAAUUUGAAGAAGAUAUUUAUGUAGCAUUCAUCCUUGCACAUGUGGAUAUUGAUGAUAAUGGAGAUAUAAUAUGUUUGUUGUUGACUUGUAAACAGUUAUAUCAUAAUAGUGCUUUAAGAAGAGGAUCGAUUCAGUUUAAAGGUGUGACGGCUAUAGAUACUGAUUUUGGAGAGAUAUCAAAACCGUUUAUAGUAACAGCUACCCGAUACAACCUCAACUCAUUUAAAGAUAUAUUGGAGAAUAGUAUACUAUCUUAUCAUCAUGUGAUACUAGGUAGCAACAAACAUGAUGAUCUACCUCAAUCGAUACAAGAACGAGUCAUCUAUGAAAAGAGAGUUGACAAGAGUAAGAGUGGUGACAUUAAAACUGCUUUGGUCGUGGAUACUUCUCAACUGUCACUAGAGUCAAUCUACUCGAUACCAUCCAUCGAGACGCUAUUCAUUAACGAGUCAUACGAUAAAUCGGUCGAUCUUGACAGUAUCUCACUCUUGCCUCGUCUCCAACGACUUGAAGUUCGUGCUGAUGGAUUCAAUAUUGGUAGACACACAUCACUCAAGUAUCUCAAACUCGAAGUUACGACAGAAUCCGAUGAUGGCAUACCGUUCAUCAGCAAGUUUGGGCUCAAUGGCCUAGAAUCACUGACAGAGUUAAACAUGAGGUAUUGCGCUCAAAUGACUGGACUGGUACCAGGUCUAUUACCCAAAACUCUGACAUCACUCACUCUUAGUCUCAUGAGUGUACCUCCACUAGAUACAUUCCUUUCAUUGACGUCACUUGCCAAACUCGAUCUUGGCAUAUACAUCCAUGAUGACAGAGAGGAGAAGGAAGAAGAUGGAGAUGAUGUAGAGGAGGAAGUUCAAGAACAACAACAACAACAACAACAAUACAUGGAUCUCGAGACUCUACAUACUCUCAAGACUCUCAAGCUCGACAUCUUUAACAAAACUCACCACAAACUCGAAUUAUGUGUACCUCCAUCACUCACGACUCUUGACAUUUUUUGUAAAGAAGCAUUCAUCCCAUCACGUUGUACUAUGCCAUCGUUGGAGAAAUUGUAUGUGCACCAAUCCCUUUUGAUCGAUCAAAGAAUCAGUCUAGAAUCAUCACCAUCUCUAAAGAAACUAGUUCUUUAUGAAUGCGAUCAACCUAUCACGCCAGACAAUACAUUCAUCCCAUCAACUCUUGAAAAGUUAUCAAUCUAUAAUGAAAAUACAGAAUCAAUUCUUGGACAAGGUGUUGUAUUUCCACCAUUACUCACUCAUCUGACCAUAUUGGGAGGAGAUUAUGAACCUAUUGUUCACCAUAUUCUCCCAGAAUCGCUCGUCAAGCUAAAGGUGUUGGUCAAUAACCAACCCGAUCCAAUCUCACUUCCAAUACAUUUGAAAAAACUGGUUUGGAUACAACCGAAAACCAAAAUCAAAGAUAUUGUGCUAUUACCAUCCUCAUAUCCACCCAAUCUUGAAACACUCAACCUGGGAAAUAUUAAAGAUAAAUUUAUGAUUGACAAAAAUAAUCCAUCAACUAUUAAAUAUCUAUCAAUGCCAUUGGAAAUUGACAAUCAAAAACGACAUUCAAAUAAUGUGUGCAUCUAUUCAAUCUGCUCUAAAUUUACCAAUUCCAUCCUAUCUCAACAACAAUGGUUACCAAUCAAUACUACUCAUCUAAUUUGUCACCUAGAUGAUAGAACAAAGUCAAGUUUUAGAUUAGAUCAAGUAAUCAAUCACACCAAUGUUAGAUAUUUAACAAUUGCUAUUGCCUACAAACCAUAUAUCUUUACAAUUCAAAGAUUAGACACAGAUAAUCAAAAUGUAUUGGUAUUGGAAAAAGAGACACUUCAAGGUGGAAUAAUCACUCAGAGAAAAUCAAUCAACAUCACUGAACGACAAUAUGAUCCUAUUUAUUUAUUUUUUGAGAACCAUUUUACUUCUCAUUUGAAAGUGAAAUGGAAAUUUGGAAAUAUAUAA